AUGAACUUGACUCAGGUUUCGUAUUUUACUCUCGGUGCGUACUUUGAUACUGGACUCUUUAAAUAUUUAUAUUUCCUGAUUGUUUUGAUUCUAUAUAUUUUUAUUAUUUUUGCCAAUGUAUUGCCCAUUGUAGCAAUCUAUAAGAACAGAAGUUUACAUGAACCUAUGUACAUCUUUCUGUGCAGCCUGUUUAUGAAUGAAUUGUAUGGUAGUACAGGGUUGUUUCCAUUCCUUCUGAUUCAGAUUCUCUCUGACAUUCACAUUAUUUCAACUUCUUUUUGUUUCCUGCAGAUUUUCUUCGUGUACUCUUAUGGAAGUGUAGAAUAUUUAAACUUAGCCGUCAUGUCUUAUGACAGAUAUCUUGCCAUCUGUUGUCCUCUACAAUAUAACACACGUAUGACUGUUCAGAAGGUUGCCAUGUUUAUUGCAGUGAUAUGGUCGGUGGUAUUUCUUGUGAAUUUCGUCACAUUGCCUUUGAUUGUUCGUUUACAGCUGUGUGGGAACGUCAUUCACAAAGUUUACUGUGACAACCACUCCAUUGUGAAACUAUCCUGCUUUGACACAACACUCAAUAACAUCUACGGACUCUUCGUUAGCGCCUUCUCAGUGUUCGGGCCUCUCAUUUUAAUUCUCUACACGUAUAUAAAGAUCCUUAAAGUCUGUUUCUCUGGUUCUAAACAGACCAGACAGAAAGCUGUCAGUACCUGCACACCUCACCUCGCUUCUCUGCUCAACUUUUCUUUUGGGGCUUGUUUUGAAAUAUUACAGAGCAGGUUUGAUAUGAGCAGUUUACCCAACAUGUUACGAAUAUUCUUAUCUUUAUACUUUCUGACAUGCCCGCCGCUCUUUAACCCUGUAAUGUACGGCCUGAAUCUGUCCAAAAUCCGUAUCACAUGUAAAAAUCUGAUUUCAUGA
This is a messenger RNA of Larimichthys crocea (large yellow croaker), 915 nucleotides long. RefSeq names its product olfactory receptor 11A1-like. Gene Ontology annotation, molecular function: G protein-coupled receptor activity; odorant binding; olfactory receptor activity. Bases 1 to 915 code for a protein of 304 amino acids. The record is from RefSeq and is a predicted model, not a curated record. Gene Ontology annotation, cellular component: membrane. The transcript has a single exon. Lineage: Eukaryota; Metazoa; Chordata; Actinopteri; Sciaenidae. Gene Ontology annotation, biological process: G protein-coupled receptor signaling pathway; detection of chemical stimulus involved in sensory perception of smell.